Molecule: messenger RNA, 2815 nt
Organism: Halichondria panicea
Lineage: Eukaryota; Metazoa; Porifera; Demospongiae; Suberitida; Halichondriidae
Product: pre-mRNA-splicing factor SYF1-like
Exons: 21
Coding region: 96-2672 (858 amino acids)
Biological process (GO): generation of catalytic spliceosome for first transesterification step; mRNA splicing, via spliceosome
Cellular component (GO): post-mRNA release spliceosomal complex; Prp19 complex; U2-type catalytic step 2 spliceosome
Molecular function (GO): protein binding
Source: RefSeq, a predicted model, not a curated record
GUUAACGAUCUUUACCUAACUAACAUUACUGAGUUGUGCUGCAUGCAUAUGCAGGGAAGGUAGUGUUGAAGAAUCAAGCUAGAACUACGGACAGUAUGCAUGAGAUGGAGGUCCCCAAAGAUCUUAUGUUUGAAGAGAGUGACCUACCACAUGAGGAGGAGAUCCUACGUCACCCCUACCAGAUUAAAUGUUGGCUGCGUUACAUUGAACACAAAAGCACUGCUCCCAAGGCCGUCAUUAAUCUCAUCUACGAGAGAGCUCUUAAGCAGCUGCCGGGAAGCUACAAGCUCUGGUACCGUUACCUCAAGCUGCGAAGACGACAGGUGAAGCUCAAGUGCAUCACUGACUCUACAUAUGAGGAGGUUAACAACGCCUUCGAGAGGGCACUGGUCUUCUUGCACAAGAUGCCUCGUAUUUGGCUCGAGUACUGCCAGUUUCUGAUGGAACAGUGCAAGAUCACUCGUACUAGGAGGACCUUUGAUCGUGCCCUGAGGGCUCUACCACUCACACAGCACAAGAGAGUGUGGCCUCUCUAUCUCAAGUUUGUGAGGAGUCAUGACAUCCAGGAGAUGGCUGUUCGAGUGUAUAGGAGAUUUCUAAAACUGAGCCCUGAGAAUGGUGAGAGUUAUGUCGAAUACCUCAUUUCCAUCGGUCGACUGAACGAAGCAGCUACUAAACUGGCAGAGAUUGUCAAUGAUGAGAAGUUUAUAUCCAAGGAGGGCAAGUCUAAGCACCAGCUGUGGCAGGAGUUGUGUGUACUCAUCUCCAAGAACCCUGGCAAGAUCAGCAGUCUCAAGGUGGACCCUAUCAUUCGUGGAGGUAUAAGAAGGUUUACUGACAUGAUAGGACAGCUGUGGUGCUCUCUGGCUGACUACUACAUCAGAUCAGGACAUUUUGAGAAGGCACGGGACAUCUACGAGGAGUCCAUACAGACGGUUACCACGGUGAGGGACUUUGGGCAGGUGUUUGAUGCGUACGCUCAGUUUGAGGAGAGCAUGAUCAACUCUAAGAUGGAGACUACGGCUGACAUGGGUGCAUCUGAUGAUGAUGACCUUGACCUGGAGUUGAGACUAGCACGGUUUGAGAUGUUGAUGGACCGACGGCCGUUCUUAUUGAGCAGUGUGCUGCUGAGACAGAACCCGCACAAUGUUCACGAGUGGCUCAAGAGAGUUAAACUGUACGAGGGAAAACCACGAGACAUCAUCAACACUUACACGGAGGCAGUGCAGACGGUGGACGUGAGUAAGGCGGUGGGUAAGCCACACACCCUCUGGGUCAACUUUGCCAAGUUCUAUGAGGACAAUGGACAGCUGCCAGAGGCUAGGGUCAUAUUUGAGAAGGCCUCCAAGGUCCAGUAUCGUCAGGUGGACGACCUCGCUAUAGUCUGGUGUGAGUACACUGAGAUGGAGCUACGACACGAGAAGUACGACAAGGCGUUACAUCUGAUGCGUAGAGCCACUGCCAUGCCUGCCCGCAGAGCAGCUUAUCACGACAAAUCUGAGCCUGUACAGAAUCGACUGUUUCGUUCCCUCAAGGUGUGGUCCAUGUACGCUGACCUGGAGGAGAGCCUGGGGACAUUCGAGUCAACCAAAGCAGUGUACAAUCGCAUCAUUGACCUGAAGAUAGCUACUCCCCAAAUUAUCAUCAACUAUGGUCUCUUUCUUGAGGAGCAGAAAUAUUUUGAAGAGGGUUUCAAGGCGUAUGAGAGAGGAGUGUCUCUGUUCAAGUGGCCUCACGUCUACGACAUUUGGAACACAUACCUCACCAAGUUCAUCAAGCGAUACGGUGGUAAGAAGUUGGAGAGAGCUCGGGACUUGUUUGAGCAAGCGCUGGACGGCUGUCCGGCCAAGUUUGCAAAACCGCUGUACCUGCUCUAUGCCCAGCUGGAGGAGGACCAUGGAUUGGCCAGACAUGCGAUGGCUGUGUACGACAGAGCCACAAAAGCAGUCACCCCUGACGAGCAGUUUGAGAUGUUCAACAUUUACCUAAAGAGAGCGGCUGAAGCGUUUGGCAUCACACACACCAGGGAGAUCUAUGAAAGAGCUAUCGAGAUCCUCCCAGACGAUAGAGCAAGGGAGAUGUGUAUGAACUACGCUCAGCUGGAGAUCAAGUUAGGGGAGAUUGAUCGAGCUAGAGGUGUCUUCAGUCACGGCUCUCAAAUGAGCGACCCUCGGAUAGCUAAGUCGUAUUGGAAGGCGUGGCAGCAGUUUGAGGUUCGUCAUGGCAACGAGGACACGUUUAGAGAGAUGCUGAGGAUAAAGAGGAGUGUACAAGCACAGUUCAACACUCAGGUGAACUUCAUGUCAGCCCAGAUGCUGGCGUCUGCUUCGAAGGACGUAGCUGUGACUGGAGAGGGUGUGGAUGAGAUGAGACUAUUGGAGGAGCAGGCCAGGAAGAUUGCAGAGGAGGCCACUAGAGAUCAACCACACAAGAAGACCAUGAGCUUUGUCAAGAGUGACGAUGCAUCAGCGGAGAUGGAGGAGCUGGCCCGGGUCUCGGCCAAUCCUGAUGAGAUCAACCUCGGGGAUAGCGACGAGGAAGAAGGGGGUGUGGUCGAGGAAGUUACUCUGCAAACACAGACCAUACCCUCGGCAGUGUUUGGCAGUAUAUCCGAGGAGGUCCAAGGAAAAGUGCUCGGAGCUAAGGAGAGAUUCGCUCAAAAGAAGAAAUGAACUAAACCAUGAAACUUCUUUGGACGUUAAAUAAAAAUACUAUUAUGUGCGCAUACGUGUAUAAUUACUAUUAUCAAUAAAUAACAAUUGCUGUUUUGUCAUGAAUAAUGUAUACACAUCAUAAUGGUAUUAAAAACACUGAU